AUGGCCGACCUACCGCCCCUCACGACGACCGACACACGCGCCUCCCUCGCCUCGAUGCACGAAAUCGACCCCUCGCCCGUCGACGACGAGGAAGACCCGUCUAUGGACACCUCGUCGCCAUAUCCAACAACGGACCCCACGGAUCCGUCCUCCUCCACGAAAGACUCGUCGUCGAGCCACGCCGCCUCCCCUUCCCAGGGCACAACAAACCUCCUAGGCCUCACUCCCACACGGACGCUCCACCUCCUCACGGCCCUGCAGAAAUACUCCGUCGCCCCACUAGGGCUCUACCUAGCAAUGCACUACACCAACACGGCGCUCAUCCCGCUGGUCACCCCCUCCGUACGCGCCGCGGACAAAUACCUCCUCCUCACACGCCCCUUCUACCAGACCCCGCCUCUCGAACCGCUCCUGAUAUUCCUCCCCGUGCUCACGCACGUCGUCUCCGGGGUAGCCCUGCGUGUAUACCGCCGGCGGAUCACGGCGCUCCGCCACGGCGCCGAGACGCGCAGCCAGCGCCGCGGGAUCGCGUGGCCGAAACUCAGCGCCACCUCGGCGGCCGGGUACGCGCUGUACCCGAUGUUCGCGCUGCACGUGCUGAGCAUGCGCGUGACUCCGCGGCGCGUCGACGGCAGCUCCGCGUCCGUGGGCCUGCGGUACUUUGCGCAUGGCAUCGCGGCGCACCCGGGUCUGGGACUGGCGGCGCAUGCGCUGUUGAUUGUCACGGCGAGUUAUCAUUUCGUGAGCGGGGCGGCGCGGUUCUUGAGGCUGAGUACCGAGUAUGUUGUUGGGGGUGGGGAGGAUGGGCGGGUCAAGAGGAAGUGGCGGGGGAGAGUCAUCAAUGGCGUGGCGGCGCUGAUGGCGGGGGUUUGGAUAGUAGGCGGGUUGGGCGUCGUGGGGAGGAGUGGACCGGGCGUGGGCUGGGAGGCUAGUCACUGGAAUGCGAUAUAUAAAGAGGUGCCGCUUGUUGGGAGGUUGUUCUAG
Cladophialophora yegresii CBS 114405 is the source of this 984-nucleotide messenger RNA. RefSeq lists its product as uncharacterized. Bases 1 to 984 code for a protein of 327 amino acids. Gene Ontology annotation, cellular component: mitochondrial outer membrane. The record is from RefSeq and is a predicted model, not a curated record. Lineage: Eukaryota; Fungi; Ascomycota; Eurotiomycetes; Chaetothyriales; Herpotrichiellaceae. Gene Ontology annotation, biological process: lipid homeostasis; mitochondrion organization. The transcript has a single exon.